This is a messenger RNA of Cinara cedri, 270 nucleotides long. The record is from the annotation of a GenBank genome assembly. NCBI's taxonomy places the organism in Eukaryota, Metazoa, Arthropoda, Insecta, Hemiptera, Aphididae.
AUGACUACAAAACGUACAAACUGUAAAGUAUCAAUAAAAUGUCAGUUUCAUCGCCCGUCUUCGUCGGACUACGAGUCCGGCGAAGAUAAUGAUAUUAUGACGAUUCGUCGAAUCUUGAUUAAUCGCCUGGGCGGUUUAGAAAUGGAUGGAAUUCAUCAUAAAGACUACGACGAUCUAAAGAUUUUAUUAUUGAAAAUAAACCGCAUUACUCUUUAUUCGAACGUCAAACAUAAUUACACCGACUUGAAAUUAAGUGCCAUUGUUUCAUAA